This is a messenger RNA of Mycena citricolor, 248 nucleotides long. NCBI's taxonomy places the organism in Eukaryota, Fungi, Basidiomycota, Agaricomycetes, Agaricales, Mycenaceae. The record is from the annotation of a GenBank genome assembly.
AUCCGAUUUCCGAGGGCCCGUAGAUACAUAUCUGGGAGCUAUGUAAAGCUGUCACUGCAGUCAUUUCUUGACGACCAUUCAAGCACGCUAAACUAUUCUCGCAGUCGGAUUAAAGGAUAUUUCGAAAGUGACAAAGCCCUUGAUUUGCCAAAUAGAAGCGUCUCCAUGCCCAGUUUCAGAUUUAUAUUUGCGAAUGAUAAGUUGGCCAGGUUGGUGGAGGCGAAAAUGACGGACGGUGUGGGAUAGCA